Messenger RNA from Marasmius oreades (fairy-ring Marasmius), 1583 nucleotides. RefSeq lists its product as uncharacterized. The transcript has 9 exons. Bases 18 to 1460 code for a protein of 480 amino acids. The record is from RefSeq and is a predicted model, not a curated record. Gene Ontology annotation, molecular function: catalytic activity. NCBI's taxonomy places the organism in Eukaryota, Fungi, Basidiomycota, Agaricomycetes, Agaricales, Marasmiaceae.
CGGCUUCUGGUCGCUUCAUGGUCAGACUGGGAAUCCGAACAGUCACCCGGUCCGAAGAUUACCGAUACAUUCUCUACUUACUUUUACCCACAAGCAAUCUAUUCUUCUCCAUGUUGUCCCCUGUGUUACGGAGAGCACUUAACGUGAAAUCUCGUUCGCAUUUCCUUCUCACCGUUCGUCAUUUUCAAACUCUAGAUGAAGCGGGAAGGUGCUCCGAUGAACCCAUGCCACCUCCACUGAAGGGUAUCAAGGUCCUCGACUUGACUCGUAUUCUUGCCGGCCCCACAGCUACGAUGUUGCUCGCGGAUCUGGGUGCGGAUGUUAUCAAAGUUGAACAGAUUGGCAAGGGGGACGAUACUCGUACCUGGAACCCUCCAGCUGCACCAUUGCUACCAGAAGCCCAGCAACCAGUAGGCUCAACUCAUCUACCCCCUGAAAGCGCGUAUUACCUUGCUAUAAACCGUAACAAGCGCUCCAUUACUGUCGACUUCAAAUCCCCUCAAGGAUUGGAGAUUGUUCGCAAGCUUGUUGAACGUUCUGACGUUCUUGUCGAGAAUUUCAUUGCCGGGAAACUGGCAGAGCUCGGUCUAGGAUGGGAACAUUGCAAGGAAAUUAAUCCGAGACUCAUUUAUGCUUCGGUCACAGGUUACGGUCAAACUGGUCCCUACCGACAGAAUGCCGGAUACGAUGUGAUUAUUGAAGGGGAGGCAGGUUUGAUGCAUAUAACUGGAGAACCUGACCGUCCACCCUGCAAAGUAGGCGUUGCUGCUACUGAUAUUGCUACCGGUCUAUAUACGCACGGAGCCAUCAUGGCCGCCCUCAUUUCACGCCAACAGACCGGGAAAGGUGUAUGGAUUGACGCAAACUUAUUCGAGUGUCAGAUUGCCGGUCUAGCCAACAUCGCAUCCAACUAUCUUAUUGCUGGACAAGAAGCAACGCGGCACGGCACUGCUCAUCCAUCCGUCGUCCCGUACGAGGUAUUCCCAUGCAAAGAUGGGUUCUUGAUGAUUGGAGCUGGAAACGACAAGCAGUUCAAAACGCUAUGUACCAAGGUCCUCGACAUUCCGUCGCUUCCUACGGAUCCCAUAUUCUUUUCCAAUACCGCUCGUGUCAAGAAUCGCAAAGAGUUAAUCCAGAUCAUAACUGACGAGUUCAUGAAAGACACUAAAGAGGUAUGGUUAGAGCGAUUCCGGGGCUCAGGUGUGCCUCAUGGACCUAUCAAUAACAUGCACGAGACUUUCAAUCACCCUCAAGCAAUUGCCAGAAAGGUCGCGGUUGAAGUCGAUCACCCACGGACCGGGAAAAUCAAGCUAGUGGCGCCCCCGAUUUCGUAUAAUGGACAAAAGAUGCCAGUGAGGAGGCAUCCACCAUGGCUAUCUGAACACACAGAUGAGGUGCUCACAGAGUUGGGAUACUCUCAGGAGAAAAUCAAAGAAUUCAGAGAAGUUGGAGUGGUAUAAUCAUAAACUCAAACUGUGAGUUUACAACGUAUAUAAAGGAACGGGCUUUGGAGGAAUUUCAACAUACUGUACUCGUGUAGCUCGUUGUCUUUCUGAUCUGACCUUCAACUUAUUAAUUCGUCC